Clarias gariepinus (North African catfish) is the source of this 1158-nucleotide messenger RNA. RefSeq lists its product as uncharacterized. Gene Ontology annotation, biological process: response to bacterium. Lineage: Eukaryota; Metazoa; Chordata; Actinopteri; Siluriformes; Clariidae. The record is from RefSeq and is a predicted model, not a curated record. The transcript has 7 exons. Bases 94 to 1158 code for a protein of 354 amino acids.
UUCAAAACAUCCAAUCAGGCGUGAGUCUGGACCUGGUUUUCUACUGAACACACAAGUUCAUUACCUCACUAUCACUUUGUCUAAACAGGAACGAUGAUCACACUCUUUGUGGCUCUUUACUCUCUGCUUUGUCUCUGCACAACUGUAAAACCAUCCGAAUUCAAGCCGCUUCAUAUGAAAACAGUUAAACUAAGAGGAGAUGCAAUUAUGCAGUGUGACAUUAUUGGGGUCAAAAACAAAAAUACUUUAGCUUGGUACAAACAGAGUUUUGGAAAAUUGCCGCAGUUGUUGGCGAGAUCAUACAGGAACACUCUGGGCUACACAUUUGUUGAGGGAUUUAAUGAUAACCGCUUCAGUGUUACUGUAAAUGACCAAAAGUUUGAUCUCAACAUAAACAUCAUGAGAGAAGAUGAUGGAGGAGAAUAUUUCUGUGGAGAAAUUGAUAAAAAUUCACUAAAGUUCACAUCUGGAACACGUCUGCAGUUUGAAGGUGAAGAGAUGAAACCCUGUCCUACACCUGGAACACUUAACAAGAACACACACUCUGUUACACACCAGGGUUCAAACAGCAGAGAUGGAGAAGGAAAAACUUCUAAUAUGAAGAAUCUUCAUGUGAAAACAGUAAAACAUGGAGAAGAUGUAACUAUGGAGUGUGACAUUAAUGGGCUCAAAAACAAAAAUACUUCAGCUUUGUACAGACAGAGUUUUGGAAACGUGCCUCAGGUUUUUGUAAGACAGUUCGGGCAGAGUUACACAUUUGUUGAUGGAUUUAAUGAUAACCGCUUCAGUGUUGCUGUAAAUGGCGAUAAGUUUGAUCUCAACAUUAAUGAAACAAGAGAAGAUGAUGGAGGAGAAUAUUUUUGUGGAUAUGUGGACGGAAGUACAGUAAAGUUCACAUCUGGAACACGUCUGCAGUUUGAAGGUAAAGAGAUGAAACCCUGUCCUACACCUGGAACACUUAACAAGAACACACACUCUGUUACAGACCAAGGUUCAAACAGCAGAGAGGGAAAAGGUGCUUCAUCAAGCAACCCUCAAACUCCCACCAAUCAGGCUGAUGAUGAAGAUUUCUUGAACUAUGCAGCUGUGAACUUUGCUAAGAAACCUUCAUCCUCCAGAACAUCCGGAGACAUUUAUGCAGAAGUUAAAAUAAAAUAG